GGAUUAUAUGGAGAUUUUGUUUCAGCAAGCAAUUAUUCUUCAAUUGAUCUUGAUAAUCAAAAUGAAUAUGUAUCAAUAUCCACAUCUGAAUCAUUUCUGCAAGAUAUGCCUAAAUCACCGUUGCAAGUUAUGCCCGAAUCAGCAUUGCAAGAUAUGCCCGAAUCAGCAUUGCAAGAUAUGCCCAAAUCACCAUUGCAAGAUAUACCUGAAUCACUAUUGCAAGAUUUGUCUAAAUCACCUUUAAAAAAAUUCUAUACAAUAAGGUUGUAUUUAUUUCAUAUUAACUUUAACUCAUGGGAAAAUAACCUACCGACUUACUAA
Molecule: messenger RNA, 321 nt
Organism: Dentiscutata erythropus
Lineage: Eukaryota; Fungi; Glomeromycota; Glomeromycetes; Diversisporales; Gigasporaceae
Source: the annotation of a GenBank genome assembly